Messenger RNA from Candida dubliniensis CD36, 693 nucleotides. RefSeq lists its product as uncharacterized. The transcript has a single exon. The record is from RefSeq and is a predicted model, not a curated record. Lineage: Eukaryota; Fungi; Ascomycota; Pichiomycetes; Serinales; Debaryomycetaceae. The coding region runs from base 1 to 693 and encodes 230 amino acids.
AUGUCAUUUCAAAAUUUUGAUCAAAUCAUUAAUUUAAAAGUUAAAAUCAUAACAUUAUUAGAUCAAAUAAUAAUUGGUCAAAUUUAUACUUAUUCAUCAUCUAAUGAAAUUAUAAUUAUUAAAACUAAUAAUAAUAAUAAUAAUAAUAAUAAUAGUAAUAAUAAUAGUAAUGAUAAUAACAAACAGAAUGCAAAUUCAACUUCAACUUAUAGAAUUAUAAAUACAGCAUUUAUUAAAAGUAUUCAAGUAUUACCACCGUUUUCAAAAAGAAAUGGUAAUAAGAAUGAGUCUACUUCUAUUACUACUGCAUUGGAAUUUAUAAAUAUUGAUGAUUUAGAUAAAAGAUUAACUUAUGAAAUUAAUAAUUAUAAACCACAACCACAACCACAACCACAACCACAACCACAACCACAACAACCACGACAACAAACAUCAAAUAUUUCAAUUCGUUUAUUUAAUAGACUUGGGAAAUUAUAUGGAGAUAAAAAUGUUAAAUUUGGUAAUUCAACAAAUUCAACUUCUAAACCAUCAGAAAUUAUUAUAUAUAAUGAAAUUAAAAUUAUUAAACCAUUCACUAAUACUAAAUCAAAUAUACAAAUUUUAAAAGAUAAUGGGAAAAUUCAUUUAGAUUCAAUACAAAGAGCAUUAAAUCAAUUUUGGUUAGAAAUUGAUAAUGAAAAACGGGGAGGUUAA